This is a messenger RNA of Ostrinia furnacalis (Asian corn borer), 6254 nucleotides long. RefSeq lists its product as uncharacterized. The coding region runs from base 603 to 4313 and encodes 1236 amino acids. The record is from RefSeq and is a predicted model, not a curated record. NCBI's taxonomy places the organism in Eukaryota, Metazoa, Arthropoda, Insecta, Lepidoptera, Crambidae. The transcript has 2 exons.
AGGUACCGUCUUGAACAUGCUUUUAGUGUUAAAUGUUAAUUUCGGUUUUAGAUGAUAGAUGGCAUUGUUCUUACUUAGAUCGCGAUAUCUAAAUAUUUUUUCCGGCUUAUAAGUACUUGAGUCUGAUUUAUUAAUAAAUUGUCUAUGCUCUGGAACUGGCGUUUGUUCUUUGCCUAACUCGGCAUACCCUCGGACAGGGUCCUUACGAGACGGAGCAUUUUUGAAGAAAGCAAACUACGAGGUGUGUCGAAGUUGGUGCAUUUGGUUUUGGACAGUGGCGCUGCUGGCUGGAUACAGACGAAGACCGAUGAAGUUUUAAAAAGAAAAACAGUAGUGACAGUACUGACAUUUGGUGAAGUGACAGAAAACGGGACGUGUUGAUACAUUGAAAUUGAAAAUGGUGUGAUAGUGAAAAUGUGGAAAAUAUUAAAGUGCAAGUUAAACCUGUAAGUACUUUGGAUGUUUAAGUGUUUAGGACUUAGAAUAGUUUCGCAAAAAGUGACACUACGGGGAACCUAUGCCCGAUUUCAAAGCGAAAUUGUGAGUUCAAACACUUAGAAAAAUUUCAAUCGGCAAGUUGGGGACUUGGGAAAUUUGCGAAAAUGGAUGCAGAAUUCAGAGUAAUGGGUGACUUGAAAAGUCAAAUAGAAAAAGGAAGAAUAAACUUCAAGAAAUCGCCCAAGGAUCGUAUUACCGAAACAUACGUCACGGCGAGACUGGAGGCUUUGGAGGCGUUGAUGAACAAGUUCAUGGAGCGGCAUGAGUCAAUUAUAGCAUCAUAUGAGAAGGCGGAUUUAGACGAAAGUACUUAUAUCGAGGACGACGUGUUUGGAGUCGGCUAUGAAAUGUACUUAGUAUAUAAAAGUGAAUUAAAAGCUACACUUAUGUCAUUGAAUCCUGUAAGUACCGAUUGUUCAGAUUUGCCUUGUUUUAAUUCCAAAAUGAGAGACAAUAAUGUCAAGCUGCCUAAAAUAUCUAUACCGGUUUUUAAUGGUAAUUAUUCUGAUUGGUCAUCAUUCAAAGAUUUAUUUCUUUCCUUAGUUCACAACAAUCAAACUCUUGAUGAUGUCCAACGUUUACAUUAUCUAAAAACACAAUUAACAGGCGAAGCUGAACAAUUGAUUAAACAUAUUCCUAUAACUACGCUAAAUUAUAAAAAAUGCUGGGAUCUGUUACAAAAAAGAUAUGAUAACAAAAGGUUUAUGUCUAAUUGCAUUCUUAAACGAUUGUUUAGUCAACGCACUAUGAAUUAUGAGUCUGCACAAGCUUUAAAAGAGCUGGUAGAUACCACUUCAGAUUGUAUUCAUGAACUGUCAAAUUUAGGAAUUAAUACGGAAUCCUGGGAUAUUAUUAUUAUAUAUAUUGUCAGUUUGAAGUUGGACGCGGAAAGUAGGAAACAAUGGGAAUUGCACGUAAAUAAUUGCUGUGAAGAGUUACCAUCGUAUUUUCUAUUCAAAGAGUUUUUGGAAGGUCGUUUUCGCGCAUUGGAAUGUAUAGAGCCUAAUAAAACCAAAUUUAAACCUAAUCAAAUGAAAGUCCUCCACACAGCCGUUGAUAAUAUUUGUCCACACUGCAAGGAUAGUCACAAGUUAUAUGUCUGUAGUCAAUUUGCCAAAGAGGAUGUAUCAACUCGUUAUGAUAUAGUAAAGUCACUGGGCCUUUGUUUUAAUUGUCUUGGGAAAGGUCACCCUGGAAAAUCGUGUCGAGUCGUUACUAAAUGCCGGAUUUGUAACGGUAAACAUCACACGCUUCUCCAUGGUAGACCAUAUUCACUAACGUCAGCAGUAGCCACUGAAUUGUCUGAGGAUUCAGAAAUCGAGCAAAGUCAGCCAGAAUCGUCUUGUGAGACGAAGGAGACCGCGGACAUUGUAAGCCAUUUUGUGACAGGAAAGGGUUCUAAUCAGACCUUAUUAGCCACAGCUUUGAUCCAAGCUGAGUCCAUAAAUGGUUAUCCUCUGAUAUUGAGAGCACUUCUGGAUCAAGGGUCGCAAGCAUCGUUCAUAUCAGAAGCAGCCGUACAGUUGUUACGUCUGAGGAAAAUUGCGGCUAAGAGUAGCAUCUCUGGAUUGGGUGGUGGUCAGAGCGGCUUAACCUCGAAGUAUGUGGUUAUGGUCAAUAUUCAGUCGCUCAAUGACCCCACAUUCAAGUUACAGGUUAAGGCACACGUACUUAACACAGUUACGUCAAUUUUACCGCAAAAAAGGUUUGUACUACCUAACUGGCAAGAAUUAGGUAAGAUCAAUUUGGCUGACCCACAAUACAAUUCACCCAACAAAAUAGAUGUUUUGUUAGGUUCCGAAGUUUAUUGUACUAUUCUGAAAGAAGGUUUAAUCAAGAGUCCUUCAGGUUUAACUAUUGCGCAGGAUACGUACCUGGGAUGGGUAUUGUCGGGUCAGGUGGGCGGGAAUGACGAGGAGCAAAAUUGCCAUAAUGUUAUUUUGAAUUUACAUGUCAAACUAGAAGAAAAUGAACUGCUGAAAAGGUUUUGGGAGCUUGAAUCUGAACCCCCCUUAGUAAAGGAGAGAGUGUUAACACCGGAAGAGCAAGCAUGUGAAACUCACUAUCAGAAAACCACGAAAAGAGAUGAUUCCGGUCGCUAUGUUGUAGAGUUGCCUUUUCGUACAAAUAUAUCACAAGAUUAUGGUGAUACGCGAUCUGUAGCUGUGAAAAGACUAGCUAGUCUUGAGAAACGACUGAGCAAAAACCCAGAUAGUAAAAAAGAUUAUUCUGAGGUAUUGCAAGAAUAUAAGAGUUUGGGUCAUAUGGAAGAAGUCACAGAGGGGACGGAUGCGACUCAGAAAAGGGUAUGGUUACCACAUCACGCGGUUAUUCGAAUGGACAGAAGCACUACGAAAACAAGAGUAGUCUUCAAUGCAUCCGAUAGGAGUGCAAACGGACUGUCAUUGAAUGACACAUUGAUGGUGGGUCCAACUUUACAACCGGAGUUACGUCAUACAAUUAUGCGAUGGCGACUACAUCCUAUCUGUCUCAUUGCUGACAUUGUUAAAAUGUAUAGACAGGUCAAGAUUGCAGAAAAAGACGUUGAUUAUCAAAGAAUAGUGUGGAGAGAAAACGAGGGUGAUAAAAUUAAAGAUUAUCGACUGUUAACUGUAACCUUUGGGACGUCCUGCGCUCCAUACUUAGCCGUCAAAACAUUACAACAGGUAGCUGUGGAUGAAGGUCAUAACUUUCCGCUGGCGGCGAGUAGAGUAAAAACCGAUUUUUACAUGGACGAUCUUUUAACCGGAUGUCAAUCUGAAAAUGAAGCUCUUAAAAUGUAUGAAGAAAUGAAUGAGUUGCUCAAGAAAGGAGGAUUUGUAAUGCAAAAGUGGGCUAGCAACAAGAUAGAUUUAUUGAAGUCUGAAAAUGAAAAUAUAAGGACAGAUCGAGAGAUUAAAGAAGAUCAAAUAACCAAAGUAGUGGGCUUAAGUUGGAAUCGGAAUACCGACGAGUUUGAUUAUCGAGUUCGAUUAUCGGCUGAGGCUCCUGUACCUAAAACGAAGCGAGGAAUUAUUGCUGAAAUAUGUCGACUAUAUGAUCCUCUUGGAUGGAUUUCACCGUGUAUUGUAACAGCUAAAAUCUUCAUACAGAAACUCUGGAUCUCUGGAUUUGACUGGGAUGACAAAUUACCUGAGUCACUAUUACAAGAGUGGGAGCUGUACCGAAGAGAAUUGGCGACACUAGUAGACUUUCAUUUACCUCGAUGGGUACAUAGAGCUGACAGUGACGUACAGGUGGAGUUACAUGGAUUUAGCGACGCAUCUACUGCCGCUUAUGCUGCAGUGGUAUAUAUCCGAUGCAUAUCCAAAGAUGGUUCAAUAACUUCUCACCUAAUAACAGCGAAAACGAAAGUUGCUCCAAUAAAACAGGUUUCUAUCCCUCGCCUCGAAUUGUGUGGAGCGGUUUUAGUCACAAAGCUGCUAAGAGAAGUCGCCGGAGUACUUAACAUUGAUAAGUCUAAACUACAUGCGUGGACAGACUCCACCAUUGUAUUGGCUUGGUUGGGGGAUCACCCUAGUCGGUGGAAGACCUUUGUGGCUAAUCGCACGGCUGAAAUACUGACUCUUUUAGAUGCCUGUCAGUGGGCUUAUGUGUCCUCUAAAGAGAAUCCCGCCGACUGCGCUUCGCGAGGGAUUCCACCGUUCGAGUUGACUUUCAAUGAAUUAUGGAGAAACGGACCACGUUGGCUAAAGGAGAACCAAAUUCAAUAUACGAAGCCACUUUCAAUAUGUACCAAAAUCGAUCUUGAGGCUAGAAACGUAAAAGUGCAUAACAUUUCAAUCGAGGAUAGUUCAGAGUUUUUUUUUUGGUAAGUUUUCGUCGUUUUGGAAGACGGUACGAGUGAUUGCUUAUUGCAGAAAAUUCUUGGAUCUGAAGAGCACGGCAACACCUAAAUCAAAACCGUUGCCCUACCUUACAGCUGCUGAAAUACAGGAAGCACUUACCUGUUGCGUUCGUAUGCAUCAACGUAGCUGGUUUCGUGAAGAUAUUGAGCAUAUUCUGAAAAAUAAAAAUGUUAAGAAGGAGAGUAAACUAUCGACAUUAAAUCCAUUUUUGGACAAUAACAAUUUGUUAAGGGUCGGAGGAAGGAUAGAACGAUCACACUUGCCGGAAUGUAAUAAACAUCCUAUUAUUAUUGAUGGAUCAUCGCAUUUGGGCAAACUUAUAAUCGCUGAUGCCCAUGAAAAAACAAUGCAUGGAGGCCAACAACUUACCUGCAACUAUAUACGAUCGAAGUACUGGGUUAUAAAGUUAAAGAUGUUUGUGCGGUCACAUAUUCACGAGUGUGUGACCUGUAUUCGUUUUGCCGCCAAGACCAGGCAUCAGUUAAUGGGCCAGUUGCCAUCUUGUAGGGUAGCACCUCAGAAAGCAUUUUUGCAUUCCGGUGUGGAUUAUGCAGGACCUAUAAACAUAAGAGUUUCUAAAGGAAGAGGAAAUAAGGCAUAUAAGGGAUAUAUUUGUCUUUUUAUAUGUAUGGCAACCCGAGCCAUUCACCUCGAAGUUGUUUCUGACCUGACUUCUAAUGGGUUUUUGGCCGCAUUCAGACGCUUUGUAUCCAGAAGAGGUAGAUGCAAUCAUCUGUGGAGUGACAAUGGAACAAAUUUUGUUGGUGCGGCGAAGGAGUUGAAAAUUUUGUUAUCUAAGGAAAGAUCGUCGUUCUCCAAGGAAGUAGCGAGUAUGUUGGCCAAUAAUGGAACCGAAUGGCAUUUUAUUCCUCCUCACGCUCCCAAUUUUGGUGGAUUGUGGGAGGCUGGGGUAAAAAGCACCAAGCACCAUCUCAGAAGAGUUAUUGGAGAUGCUACUCUUACGUUCGAGGAGAUGACGACUGUAUUGAGUCAAGUUGAGGCAUGCCUUAAUUCACGACCCUUGUCUCAAAUUAGUAAUGAUCCUGAUGACUUUGUCCCGCUAACGCCAGGUCACUUUUUGAUAGGCGAGCCACUGUUGACUGUUCCUGACGUUAGUAUAACUAACGAUUUACAAACAAAUAGUUUGCGUCGUUGGCAAUUGACUCAGAGAAUGGUUCAACAUUUCUGGAGACGUUGGUCGAAAGAAUAUUUAACAAAUUUCUUUCAACGGUUCAAGUGGAAGACUAGAUCCCAGGAAUUGAAGAUAGGCGACGUUGUCUUAGUAAGAGAGGAUAAUUUACCUCCCGCGAAAUGGCUGUACGGGCGGGUGGUAAGUCUUCAUCCGGGUGCUGACAAUAUCACGCGAGUUGUAACGUUGCGUUAUAAAGGUUCUAGUAUUCAGCGUCCAGCUUCAAAACUUUGUCCGUUGCCGACUAAUGAUAGUGUUUGAGAUAAGAUUUUUUUGUAAUAUUAUUUAUUUGUUUUUUUUAACUAAUAUUAGUCAAUAUGAGUUGAGCGAAGGGUUACGUUUUAAUUAAUCUUUAGGAAAUAGUUGAUAAUAGAUUUAUGUUUCAAUGUGCUGAUCAUUUUUUACAAGCUUUUUUAAAAUAUACCUAGUUAAUUUAAUGCAUAGAGGUUCAAUAUGCUUUUGGUUCCGUAAUCGUUAGUUUUUAAUGUUAUUCUUCAGCAUAAGUUACUGUAUGAGUUCUUAUUUGGUUAAGGACUAAUAAGUCCUUGGUGGGCGGUAUGUUCGAGGUACCGUCUUGAACAUGCUUUUAGUGUUAAAUGUUAAUUUCGGUUUUAGAUGAUAGAUGGCAUUGUUCUUACUUAGAUCGCGAUAUCUAAAUAUUUUUUCCGGCUUAUAAGUACUUGAGUCUGAUUUAUUAAUAAAUUGUCUAUGCUCUGGAA